GCACCUCCAUAUCAUCAUCGGGUCCCGAAAAAAAAAAACGGCACCAGAAAAUUUUUCACUCCACCAGUUAUCGACCACGGAAAAUUGCUGGAAAAUUUUCACCGGAAAUGUGUCAUUUCUAGUGCCGUGUCAGUGUGAACGGAGUGGCCGGAUCGGGGGCAGAAAAGUGCUUUCAUUCAUUGGCAAAUCUGUCGGCACUCGGCGCUGUCGGCUGGUCGGGAAAGAGAAGAAACUGUGCGGUUGUUUGCUUUGGAGGAGCAUCCGUGCGGAUCACGAAUCGGUUCGUGGGUUUGUGUGGGGGUGAAAAAAGUGCGACUGUAGGCUGGGCCCGGGGUAGGAAAGGAGGAAGAAGAUGGCUGAAGGGAAGCGCCGGAGAGACGGCUCCCUGGAUGAGUUGGUGCAAUAUGUUACGUUGCACAUUCCGAGCCACGUCCUGCUGAGUGGAAGUACGCUGCCGUUCAUGCUGGUGUACGCCCUCUGGGGCUAUCUGUGGCUAUGCGUGUACGGAGUGGAGGAGUACUGGGAGGCGGGACUGUUGACACUGGCCGGGAUCGGAUUCGUGCAGAUUCUCGUGUGCCUCUGCUGCUUUUGGAGUGUGCACGUCCAGGUUUUUCUCAACUGCCGGAAGGCCAAAAGUCCCGAAAAAGCUAAAGUAGUCAAGGUGGUCCCCACGGAGAACAACGGUUCGUCGGAGCUAGUCAAGCUGCACUGUACGAAGGUAGAGGAGUUGAGCGAUGGUAGCCAACCACCGCCGGUUUACUGGUUCCUGUUCCAAAAGACCAAAUAUGUGUGGGACGCAGACAAGAAACAGUUUCGCAGCGUCGAAUUUCCCAUCCACAACACGUACGAGCAGUACUUUGAAUCCAAGGGGCACCAGGAGGACGCGGACGUACUGCUGGCGGAGAAGACCUACGGAAACAACAACAUGGAGAUGGUGGUGCCGGAGUUCUUCGAGCUGUUCAUCGAACGGGCCACUGCUCCGUUCUUCGUGUUUCAGAUCUUCUCGGUGCUGCUGUGGUGUUUGGAUGAGUACAUGUACUAUUCCCUGUUCACGCUGGGGAUGUUGAUUUCGUUCGAGUGCAUUCUGGUGCAGCAACAGCUGAGGAAUAUGUCCGAAAUCAGGAAGAUGGGUAACAGACCGUACAUGAUCAAUGUGUUCCGGAAUAGGAAGUGGAGACCGAUCAAGUCGAAUCUGUUGGUUCCGGGCGAUUUGGUGUCGAUUACGCGAUCGCAGGAUGAGAACUUGGUGCCGUGCGACCUGCUGUUGAUCCGAGGAACCUGUAUCGUCGACGAAAGCAUGCUUACAGGUGAAUCCGUUCCUCAAAUGAAAGAAUCGCUGGAAAACACCGAUGAACACAAGAAGGAACUGGACAUCGAGGCGGAUGGCAAGCUGUAUGUCCUGUUCGGUGGUACCAAGGUAGUGCAACAUUCCUCCCCGAGUAAAGGCGCCAUGCGAGCACCGGAUAGCGGUUGCAUUGGAUACGUUCUUCGCACCGGGUUCAACACAUCCCAGGGUAAACUGCUGCGAACGAUCCUGUUCGGCGUGAAGCGGGUAACGGAGAACAAUUUGGAAACAUUUGCAUUUAUACUGUUCCUGUUGGUGUUCGCGGUUGCAGCAGCGGUGUACGUUUGGAUCAAGGGGUCGGAGGAUCCCGAACGAAAUCGGUACAAGUUGUUCCUGGAGUGCACGUUGAUUCUGACUUCGAUCAUUCCACCGGAUCUACCGAUCGAACUGUCGUUAGCUGUGAAUACAUCCUUGCUGCAGCUGUCGAAGCUGUACGUGUUCUGUACGGAACCAUUCCGGAUACCGUUCGCGGGAAAGGUACAAAUCUGCUGCUUUGAUAAGACUGGAACACUGACUAGUGAUAAUCUGGUUGUGGAAGGUGUGGCGGGAUUGAAGAAGGACACAGGCAUAACUGCAAUCAACGAAAUUCCGGAAGCUACGGCGCACGUUCUAGGGUCUUGCCAUUCGUUGGUGCAGUUGGAUGAUGGUUUGGUAGGAGAUCCACUCGAAAAAGCCACACUGACAGCCAUCGAUUGGAACCUGACGAAGGGUGACUCGGUAGUUCCAAAGCGCGGCAAGUUCAAGCCUUUAAGAAUCUAUCAGCGAUUCCAUUUUUCAUCCUCGUUGAAGAGGAUGUCCGUUCUUGCUGGGCACCUUGUCCCAUUCAGCAAUGAAACGUGCUACAUCGGAACGGUCAAGGGAGCUCCAGAAGUGAUCAUGAAAAUGCUGAAAACAGUGCCCUCAAACUACGAAGAGACUUAUCUGGAAUAUUCUCGCCGAGGAGCUCGCGUUCUCGCCCUUGGAUACAAGUCUUUCGGCGCUCUGGACAAUGCUACGGUUCGUGAACUGAAACGUGCCGAUGUCGAGAAGGAUCUCGAGUUUGCUGGAUUUAUAAUUAUCUCCUGUCCAUUGAAGCCGGACUCCAAGUACGCUAUCAAGGAAAUUAUUCAGGCUUCGCACAAAGUGAUGAUGAUCACCGGAGACAACCCGCUGACGGCUUGCCACGUGGCUAAGGAAUUACGCUUCACCAAGCGCACCAUUGUGGUUUUGACUAGGGACGAUUCGGAUGAUUCCUGGCACUGGGAAUCAAUCAAUCGGGAAAUUCGAAUUCCUCUAGCCGAAAACCGAUCGGUCAAAGAGCUGUACAAAGAACAUGAUUUCUGCAUCACCGGCGAAGGUCUCCAGUAUCUGGACAGCGAAAAUCAUUCCUACUUGCUACAGCUGGUUCAGUAUGUCACUGUGUUUGCAAGGUUUGCACCGAAACAGAAGGAAUUCGUCAUAACCACUUUGAAGCAGCUGGGAUUCCACACGCUGAUGUGCGGUGACGGAACGAACGAUGUAGGAGCGCUGAAGCAUGCCAACGUGGGAGUUUCGCUGUUGAGUCAUCAACCGUCGAGGGCCGAGAAACGUCAGAUGCGGGCUGUGGUGCCGGACGGGGAAGCGGAUAAGAAGAAGGAGAAACAGGACGAUCGCAAGGCGCUUUCGCCGAGGGAGCGAGCUAUUAUGAAGCACCGAGAGAAUCUGAAUUCCACCCAGGAACGGCUCCAGAAGGUGCUGAAGGAGAUGGACGACGAGCAGGUGCAGAUCGUUAAGCUGGGUGAUGCCAGCAUUGCGGCACCGUUCACCAGCCGGUCGUCGUCGAUCAAUUGUGUUUGCCACAUCAUCAAGCAGGGCCGCUGCACGCUGGUAACGACGCUCCAAAUGUUCAAGAUUCUGGCCCUGAAUGCCUUGAUCUCUGCCUACUGCCAGUCGGUGCUGUACAUCGACGGCGUGAAGAACAGCGACACCCAGCUGACGUUGCACGGUUUGCUGACGGCGGCCUGUUUCCUCUUCAUCACCCGCUCGAAACCGCUCAAAGUGCUGUCGAAACAAGCGCCACUGCCGAACAUCUUCAAUCUGUACUCGGUGACGACGAUAUUGGCGCAGUUUGCGGUGCACUUUACGGCACUGAUCUACCUGGUGCACGAAGCCAAUGCGCGAUCGCCUCCUAGGGAAGGCAAAAUUAAGCUCAAUCUGGACAUGGAACCGGACGAAAAGGAGGAGUUCGUCCCGAACAUUGUCAACAGUACGGUCUACAUCAUAAGCGUGACGAUGCAGAUCGCAACGGUGGCCGUCAACUACAAGGGUCAUCCGUUCAUGGAGAGCAUGCGGGAGAAUCGAUUGCUGUCGUAUGCAAUCUUUACGUCCAGUACCAUUGUCCUCUGUCUGGCGUUGGGCAUCGUGCCGGAUCUGCUGUCGACCUUUGAAGUGAUAGACUUCGAACCGGAUUUCCGAAAGAUUCUUGUCGGUGUUCUGGUGGCGGACAUGCUGCUUGCCUACCUGAUCGAUCGAACCUGUUCGUUCCUGUUUGGCGAGAUGCGAAAAAAGUCCGACAUCAUUGCCUAGAGCGGAGGACCCAGGGGAGACACCCACGGCGACACAACUAAGGUAUCCUUAGCGGCACACAUUCAGCUAGAUAAAUAAGCACGAAAUGCAUCGUAGAAUUGAUUCUCGAGGGAUUGAUUCUGGUAGGUAUUGGUUUAGAUAAAAGAAAAACACGGCCGUCACAGUACGAUAAGUAUGACUGCUAGGGAAGGAAUAUUAGACGCCGUGUCCGUGUGAUAGAGUAUUUUUUAUUAAUUCGAUUUGAGAACCUUCUGAUGAAAACGAACGCGAAACGGCGACCCGUCUUGCUGAUGGAAGCUGGGAAACAUCAAGAAUUAGCAAAUGUUUCUUCUACUUACGGCGGUUUGUAUAUUAGCGAGGUUGAUGUUGAUGUUGGUAAUAGUAAAGAAGUGAACUAGCAAAGGGCAGCAGACUAAUAGCAAGUCAUUAGAGGAGGGAAUUUCUUCUUUAUGCGAAGAACACACAGUGGAACUGAGUUUGUGUUAGGGUGUCUAAGAUACUGAGAAGUGAAUCGAGUAAAAGGAGCUAACCUAGAUGAAAUAAUUCAAUAAUGUAAUGAAUAAGCAGGGAACGAACUGGAAAGCAAAAAAAAAUCUGUUCAUAGAAAUCGUUUACUCGACUUAUACACUUUAUAUAACUGUCUUACGAGUUUUUUUAGUUGAAGUAAUGUUGUAUGGCUCGUCGUAUGGAAGAAAAUCUUUAAAAUAUAAAAUACUAUAUUUGAAA
Ochlerotatus camptorhynchus is the source of this 4615-nucleotide messenger RNA. Its product is annotated as endoplasmic reticulum transmembrane helix translocase. NCBI's taxonomy places the organism in Eukaryota, Metazoa, Arthropoda, Insecta, Diptera, Culicidae. Gene Ontology annotation, cellular component: endoplasmic reticulum membrane. The coding region runs from base 353 to 3889 and encodes 1178 amino acids. Gene Ontology annotation, molecular function: ATP hydrolysis activity; P-type ion transporter activity; ATP binding. Gene Ontology annotation, biological process: transmembrane transport; intracellular calcium ion homeostasis. The record is from RefSeq and is a predicted model, not a curated record. The transcript is spliced from 6 exons.